GACUGUAGGAACGACGAAAAAGGAUAAAGGAACGAAUGAAUUCACACAUGGCACUACCAACCAACCGAGUCGCAUGGCUGAUCAAAGCCGACACACCUCUUGAGGUCAGCGACGCCCCGAUGCCCACGCCCGGGCUCGGUGAGCUGGUCGUACACAACGUGGUCGUGGGUAUGAACCAAGUCGACAGCUGGAUGUUAGAGGCAGGCGUCUUUGUGAAGCAGUGGCCAAGUAUAAUCGGUAAUGACGUCGCUGGCACCGUGUAUGCCGUUGGCCCAGACGUGCAGCGCUUCAGGAAGGGGGAUCGAGUCAUUGGACACGGCAUGACUCUAGUUACUGGCCGUCCCGAGGACGGCGCUUUUGCGCUGUACACCGUCGUGCGCGCCGAUAGGGCAGCCCUUCUCCCCAACUCCAUUGCCUUCACGGACGGCGUUGUCAUACCCUUAGCCGUAGGGGCGGCGGCCUGCGCGCUCUUCCGUCAGGAACCCGGCGAGGUUAUGCCCGGCGUCCCCCUCACGGUUCUCGGCCUUCCGUACCCGUCGGUACUGCACCCAGUCACCUCCUCGGGCAAAACUCUUGUCGUGUACGGCGGUUCCUCGACCGUGGGCUCCAUGGUCACCCAGUUAGCCACCGCAGCUGGAGUAACCGUCAUAACUAUCACCGGAGCGCACAACUUUGCCCUCAGUCAGCGCUGCGGUGCAGCCCAGGUCAUUGACCACAAGGAUCCUGCUAUCGUGGACAAGGUCGUAGCCGCGGUAGCCAAAUGUGGAGCCGGCUUUAUUGGGCUAAUCGACGCCAUCGCCACCCCCGACACCUAUCCCAUUGCCCUUGCCAUCCUCGCCGCGCUCGGCAGUGGCCACCUGGCCUGCACGCAUCCCCCUCCGGCCGACGUACCUGCCAACGUGAAGGCCAGCAUGAUCUACUCCGUCAACGACGCGUCGAUACCCGUAUUUAGGGAUUAUUUGACCCCCGCGCUAGAGGCCGGGAAGUUGCAGUGCCUGCCGCCGCCGAUUGUGGCUGGCAAGGGCUUGGAGUGUAUCCAGGAUGCGAUGAGGAAGCUACAGGCGGGUGUGAGUGCGGCAAAGGUGGUGGUGGAACUGUAACUAACUUGAGCGGGCUGUGACCGCUCAUUAUUGAGACUUCAUAGCCAGACAAGCAGCAAGGACCCAUUGUAGAAGCAGAAGUGCGAUACCGUUUCUUAUUUCAAUAGUAGCAGUAGUAGUUCUGUUAGGGGUGGUGGG
This is a messenger RNA of Hyaloscypha bicolor E, 1238 nucleotides long. Its product is annotated as GroES-like protein. Gene Ontology annotation, molecular function: oxidoreductase activity, acting on NAD(P)H. The coding region runs from base 36 to 1100 and encodes 354 amino acids. The transcript is spliced from 2 exons. Lineage: Eukaryota; Fungi; Ascomycota; Leotiomycetes; Helotiales; Hyaloscyphaceae. The record is from RefSeq and is a predicted model, not a curated record.